CUCCGUCGUCACGUCGUGACGUCACAAUGUCCGCCGCUACUGCUACACAGGACGCUUUGCUUUGUGUGAACCGAUACUGUGAUGAUUUUAUGGACUAACCCGCGCAGAACCUUGUGAAAAAGUGCAGCUGAGAAGCCAUGCAGAGCCCAGCCCAAGACGACAGUGGACCAAACCCACUGAGCACCCAAACCACACUGGACAAUGAGACCGGUUCCACUGAGUCAGCAUCAUGUGAAACAGGUGCAAAAGAACAGGAGGCAUGGCAUCUUCCAAUGGAAGACACAAAUAUGAAUCCAACAAAUGAAACAUCCGCAGAUGAAUUACUUCAACAAGCAGAGGGGAAAGAAACCGCCCAAAACACAGAAACGAUGAAAGCGGACGAGGGUCCGAAAACUCAGUCAGAGUCGACACCGAGCACCAAUAAAGAUCAAGUCCCAAAUGAAGAAAAGAUGAAGAAAAAAGUCAAAUGUUUUCCCUCCAGGAAAGCAAUGUCUGAUCCUCUGAAGAUGGACAUGACCAAGCCAGUGGUUAUGCCACUAACAUCAUCGGAGCUGUCCCUGCAGUGCAUCGAGUGCCACAUCAUCUUCAGCGACCCCAAGAGCAAAGAGCGUCACCUGAAGUUGAGCCAUCCCGCUGAGUACGAGCAAUGCAUCCUGGCGAAUGUGGCAUUCACCUGCUAUGUCUGCGACCUCCAUUUCACCAACUCCACUGAUCUUAGGGCCCACCAGAAAACUCACGCAGAGAGGAAACGUUUCAAGUGUCCUCUCUGUAGCCAGGCCUUUAAAAAGUUUUCGGAGCUUACGCUUCACAAAAAGAUUCACAUUGCGGAAGAAGGUUAUACCUGCGCCGACUGUGGUAAACUCUGCAAAACGUUUACUCUGUUCAAGUAUCACCGCCGCAUACACACUGGGGAGUUGCCGUAUGCCUGCAAGGACUGCGGGGAAAUGUUCAGCAAGUCCAAGGAUCUGAAGAAACAUAUGCUGUCACACUUGCCGGAGGGGGCCCAGGCACAAGUGACGAAAGCAAAACAGAAGAAAAAGCGUGAUCCCUCAGCAAACAAAUACCCCUGCUCUCUUUGCAAGGCUACCUUCAUGGGUCUCAAGACAAUGCUUCGUCAUCUUAAAGCCAAGCAUAACCUAUCGCCAGCUUUAUUAAACAAACCUCCUCUUUCUGGAUCUCAGCAAACACAAAUGUCUCCACUCAUAACGCCAAUAUCUAUUUCCCAACCAUCAUUGCUCCAGUUUGAGCCUCUUGGGCCGCUCCGGAAAGUCGACGGCAAUAUUAACACAGAGCUAAUUCACAGGCUCAUUGAAUCUUUGGGAAACAUUCAGAAAGUAAAGCAAGUUGUCAUUUUGGGUCAAGUACCUCCUAAUGCUCCACCUUUGGAAAUCCAGCAGAUCCCUGAGCAAUCCAAACCAGAACAAUUAUAUCCUAAACCUCCCCAGUUGGAUUUUACGGGAAUGACACAGGUGGAUGUAAAGACAAUACAAGAAGACUUACCUCUGAACUCAUAUGAUCCAAUGGAACAAACCAUCAUAUUGGAACCAAUUACGCCUGAUGAACAGUUAAUAAACCCGCCGUUCUCAGAAUUUGGUUCCCAAAUAGUGUCAGGGGAAAGCUUUGCGCUUGGUUUUGUUCCAGAUGUACGAAGAAUGGAGGCAGAGGGAGAGUUUAUGCAUCAAAUUAAUUCACAACCUAAGAUGAAUACAACAUACUCCAAUACCACUGACUCAUUGGUUUGCACCAAUGAAGAAAAUGACCCCAAACAAGACCGUGAACAAAUUAUCACAUUAGAACUUACGCCUGCCCUGACACCAACUGCUGAGCUGGAACAAUCUCACAAUGAACCAAACCAGGAAAUUCCACCCACCUUAUUGGUUCCAACAACUGAGCUGGUAAAAACGCCUUGCCCAAGUAUAGAAACGGAAUCUGGCUCUUCAGUCCCGUCAUCCGCAUCUGCAGUUAAGCAGAACUUAACAUAUGUACAAAGCAAAUAUGAUCUCUCAUAUGCACCAACACAAGGUCCAGAAGAACCUGGAGGUCACCCUCAGGUGGAUGCUCUCUCACAGAUUCAAACCGAGGACCACGGUCAGAUCCACUGUGUGUCAGACAUUGUAAAUCCCCAGGAAUAUCAAGAGAAGACUACACAGGAUGAACAAUCACUAGUUGAUGCAAAGCAGGGCAAGGAUGAGGUGGAAAGUCAGACUGAAGUUGUGGAUGUUUCUUCUAAGAAGACUAUUCCAUCACCGUCACACACUAAUCAGCGGCCACAGAUCUCAGAGUUACCUGUCAAUGUGAUGUCAGCACAAGAGCUUGUGAAAAUACGCAAAAGGAAGCCUGCCAGGGCUUUAUUUAUACAAAGUUAUAUGCAAGAAUUGAUAGGGACCAUACUUGAUGAGGAUUUACAAAGUGCUGGCAAACCAUCUAAACCCAAAAAAGCAAAAAAGUCUCACCUUGUUAUGACAUGUAGCCCCCAAAAGGAAAAGAAAAACAAAGGAAACAAAAAACAAGGGACGCCGCCUCAGAGAUGCCAGUCAACCCAAGAUGAAUCUGUGAGUACUGGGGAGACAAAGCUGCCAGAGAAUAAAGUGCCAUCAAAGAAGAAAAAGGUGGUGUCCAAUAAAAGUAAAAAAAACAAGAGUUUACUGUCUUCAACUGAUGUCCAUACAUCACCAUUAACCAAAGAGUCACAGAUGUCUCCAACAAGCAAAGAGAAGAAAAAAAAGUUAAAAGAAGAUGAACAAGUUUCAAUGGCUGGAGUUCAGAAUAUAAACAAACAAAAGGCAGUUCUUAUAAAGAAGAAAACACAAUCUAAAAUGGUGCAAAAAAGUGGGGCCCACAAAUCAAAAGUCGUGACCAAAGAGCGAAAAAAAAAGGAAGUCAAAAGUAGUCCAAAAACCAGCAAAAGCCAAGCAGACUCCACUGGUCUGCAGAUAGCACAAGACACCCUUCUUCUGCUGAAAGGUCACAAGCAGCCCCAGUUAAAGGUUCACAAACUGGACCCAUCAAAAACAUCAGGGCAGUCACCGGAAGCUCCACCUUGUGAUCAGCAAACGCAGCACAGCAAAAAAGGGAAGGCCAAACGUAAAACAAACUCUGCAAAUAGUCUCAAUGCUAGGUGUAAGAAAAAAGGAAAGCAACCCCCAAAAAAGCAGAAGGCUCUCUCGUUGCUGUCCUUUAUGAAUGCUAAACAUCAACCACCUGAAACACAGCCAGCCAAGCCCAAGACCAAUCGAAAACGCAAAGCUCCCUCAGAUGUGCAUACCGAAGGUGUGAUAACGUCUGCACACUCCAAACGAGCCUUGGAGUGUAAAAACUGUGGGGAGAUAUUCAGUGAAGUAGCCUCCCUUCAGAUGCACAAGGCAAAGGUACAUGUUAUGGAGAGUCCUGGGCUUACAUUCACCAAUGGAAACAUUUUUGAAGGGGUCUCCCGGUUGGAUGUUAGCCAGCAAGAAAGAGUUGUUGGCCUGAUGAAUCCUACCACUGGUUGGGAUACUGAGCCUGAGAUGGCAAUGGAGGACAGAGAACGAAGUGUCUCAUUUCCUGCUUUGAUACCAUCCCCUUCUCUACCUGGUCCAUGUGCUGACGAAGUCAGUGGUGAGCCUCCUAUCUCUCAAAAACUAAGCCCUACUUUAGAUUUAUUGAGAAACGGCAAGGCCUCUAGUCUCGACCCCCUCCCAGACAGCAAUGAAGCUUUGGUGUCCACUGAGGAACAGCAAGGAGAAAGUACUCCCAAGAACCUACGUUCCGAAUCGGAAAUCCAGUCCACCAUUGAUGGGGACAUUAAGCAGAAUGAUCUUCUUGGGGUAGACUUGGUUACUGUUGGAGAACAAAAUGAAAGCAACAGUGUGUCUUUUUGUAACCCUUCCCAAAAUGUAUCAAAUGAAAGGAGCACUGAAAAAAUAAUCAGCUAUGCUGGAAAAUGUUUGCAGUCUGUGUCUUGCUCCACAGAGCAAGUACAAGUCAAAGAAGAAGUGGAAGAGGUGUUAGUUCAGAUCAAAAAGAAAGCAGACUUAAAGAGUUCAACAGGGGAUGGAAGACCAACAAAUUUACAUGGAGAUGUUGUAAAAGGCACUGAAAUGGACAAACAACUUGAGGAUUGUGAAGUCGUUUACGAAAAACCUUGCUGUGAUUCCCAAGUGAGCAAUGAGGCUGAGGCCCUUGUGCAGACUUCCCAGCCAGGCAUCAAAGAUCCAAGAUCUGAUCCCAAUGUCAUCCCUGCUCCUUGCACUUUUCUACCUCUCACAUCUUCUACAUUGGAUGAAGUAUCCUAUUCCGCCCCGGAAGAGCAAGGCGUGUUUGAGCUGGAGUCUGCAUCCAUUAAUGAUGAACUUGACAAGGAGAGUCAGCCUAUGGAAUCAUCAUCUCCAGGAAUCAUCCUUACGAAGAUUGUCACCUCUGGACAACCAAUGGCGAACAAACAGAUCCAUCUGAUGUCCACAUGUAACAAUCAAAGACAGGGUGAGGACUGCACUGCUGUUAAUGAGGUGCCUCUUAGCCCAGGGAUCAAAGUUGAAGAGAAUGCAUCAGAAUCCUCACUUCAAAAUGAAAGUAACAAAGAAAUCCCGUCACUGCAGAACCAAGACAUUCGAACGGUCUUGGUGAAAGAGGAGAUCAGCGCUGGUCUGAAUGAUGCUCGGGCCACACCAGAUAGCAGACAUUCCAGCAGUUCAUUCACAGACAUCGAGGAGACAACAAGGGACUGUCAUGUGACCCCUGACUUCAGCAACAAACAGUGCAUCUUCUACCCAGUGAAGGAGGAGGAGAAGGAUAUUUUCUUGGGGUCUGAUCAAACUAACUGUGGAAGUUUAACCACAGAAGCUGAUUACAGACAAACGGCAGAUCCAACUACGGAAUGUAAUUUAUAUGGAGGCAUACACAAUCAAGAAGACUACCAAGAUAUGAGAGAACCAGAGAUGGGGGUUGGUGAUAUUGCAGAUGAACAAGAGUCGCAGAAUCUACCAGGGCUGCAGCGCCUUCUUCUCCAGAGUUCUGAUGAAGAGGAUGCAGUGACUUUGGAAUCGCCUCCACCUUACAUUGACUGUGAAGCAGAAGUCAUGGCCUACUUCCACAAGAAUGGCUCACACCAGCCAGGCGUAACGACACAAAAUGUGAUCCAAGCACCAAGAGAGACCAGACGACCCAUUCAUUAUUUCUCGAGGUAUUUUGACUGGGACACUUGGGUAGACAUAGCCCAGUGCACCAAUCAAAGUACCAGCACUCCUAACUGUGUCAGCGUGAGAGAAGUAGCACAGUUUGUUGGCAUCCACAUUGCAAUGGGAACAUUAAAGUUUCCCAGCUCUAGACUCUACUGGGAGGACUUGACCAAGGUGUCCCUAAUUGCGGACGCCAUGACACUUUCCCGCUUUCUUCAGUUGUCGCGGAUGUUGAAGCUUGCUGCAAAAGAUCAAGUAAAUAGUAAUGGUACUGAAGAAAGAACUUGCAUUAACUUGCAAAAUGGGUUGUCGGGGGACAGUUCUCAUCUUCAGGCUGACAUGUCUUACCAAAGAGCAUCUGAUGACUCUUUGGACCCUCUGUGGAAGGUUCUGCCAUUAUUGUGCCGCUUCCAAAAAGGGUGCCAGUCAUUUAGAAGAGAGGGGAACUAUGCAGUUGACCAAUAUUUAAUUCCCUUAACAAAAGAACACAAAAGCAUGCUGGCUCUGCACAGCACAACAUUAAUUGGAUUUGGGGGUUUGCUUCUACAUGUGGAUUUUAAAGUGGAUCUGUCUGAUAAAGAAGAUGUCGUAAAAAAAAUGGUGCCCAAAGACAGCACAGUGUUUCUUUGCAAGCAAGAACUCUCCACCCCUGCAAUGCUUGAGCGCCUCCUAGCUGCUGGAAUCCAGAGUGCAGGCCGGGUAGGCGGGGCAAGAGGUCAAAUCGGCGAUGAGUUUGUGAGCUCGGACGGCAGGCUGAUGCUGCGCAGGACACAUUGCGGUUUCAUCCUAUCCACGGCGGGACACAGUCAGAGAAACAUGGCCAUUCUCAUGGACAACUUCGAGAAAGCUCAGACAGCAGCUCGCCUCAACAGAGAUUUGUCAAAUCUUUACUCCAUCCCAAUCAGCAACCUGCCAACAUGCUGGCCUCUCACCGUGCUCUGGUACCUAACAGAUCUGGCUUUGGUCAACUCCUGGCUCCUGUACAAACACGAUCACUUGACCAACCCUGCACAUUUGUCUCUAAUGGACUUCAGAUUACAGGUGUCCAAAGCCUUGAUCCACUCCAGCGGUAUGGACUCUCAGCACUCUGUUCUCCCUCAACCAACCUCGGGAAAAACUCACGCAAGAACUGACCCUCCUAAUCCCAGCACAGUAGAAGAAAGCCCCCUCCCUGAUGCAGCCACACGGUACGACGGUUCAGGUCACUGGCCAGAGCAGCUGGCCGAAGGCGAAGGGGGAAGGUGUCGAUUUGGGCACUGCCAGAGGACGUCUCGGGUUUUAUGUCUAAAGUGCUGUGUCUUUCUUUGCAUAUCGCGCAACCAUAAUUGCUUUUUGAAUUUCCACAAUCAAGCGAAUUCAGGAAACCUCUAAAUGCCAACCUUUCAGUCCACACCUUAAAAGGCAUUGACUAUAUAAUAGAGAUGUAACAAUGAACAGUAAUAAUGAUAACCGCAGUAAAACUCCCGACGGUUAACAUAACCGAUUUAAUUAAAAUGAUUGAUGACUGCACUUUGAUAAACUCAUGGACUGACUGGCGCCACCCUCUAGCUUAAAUUCUAACAUGAAAACAAGAGACAUUAACGUCUAUAUAUAUUUAAAAACAACAUGCCCCAAAUUAAACUUAUAUUGUCUUUCCCUAUUAAGAAACAACAUAGCCUCAUUUUAAACUUAUAUUGUCUUUCCCUAUUAAGAAACAACAUACGUCAAUCGAAAGUUGUAUAACCACAAUGCUUUCUUAACAGUUAAAAUAUUCAAUUGUGCACAUUGAACUUAAAAGCUGUGCUCUCUUCAAACAAAGUGAUCGUUCUUUAGACGGAGGUGUCUUUACGGUACCUUCAAGGACCGCUGAAUAGAAUAAGAUGGCACAAGCCAAAAAUUAUGGACAAUAAAAAUAAAUUUUAGAUGUUAUGCGCUUUUGAUUUAAAUACAUCUUAAAGGGCUACAGUACAAACCAAUAUUUGUGAAGCAUAGGAAACACAAAACAUACAAUAUAGUGGCUUUUGUAACUGUCUGUUUUUAUUAGUUAUUUUAAAAUGUUUUAAUAAUUUUCAAGUGUGUGUACAAGUACACUAUAUUGCCAAAAGAAUUUGGCCACCUGCCUUGACUCACAUAUGAACUUGAAGUGCCAUCCCAUUCCUAACCCAUAGGAUUCAAUAUGAUGUCGGUCCACCUUUUGCAGCUGUUACAGCUUCAACUCUUCUAGGAAGGCUGUCUACAAGGUUGCGGAGUGUGUUUACAGGAAUUUUUGACCAUUCUUCCAAAAGCGCAUUGGUGAGGUCACACACUGAUGUUUGUCGAGAAGGCCUGGCUCUCAGUCUCCGUUCUAAUUCAUCCCAAAGGUGUUCUAUCGGGUUCAGGUCAGGACUCUGUGCAGGCCAGUCAAGUUCAUCCACACCAGACUCUGUCAUCCAUGUCUUUAUGGACCUUGCUUUGUGCCCUUGUGCACAGCCAUGCUGGAAGAGGAAGGGACCCGCUCCAAACUGUUCCCACAAGGUUGGGAGCAUGGAAUUGUCCAAAAUUUUUCGGUAUCCUCUAGCAUUCAAAGUUCCUUUGACUGGAACUAAGGGGCCAAGCCCAACUCCUUAAAAACAACCCCACACCAUAAUCCCUCCUCCACCAAAUUUCACACUCUGCACAAUGCAGUCCGAAAUGUACCGUUCUCCUGGCAACCUCCAAACCCAGACUCGUCCAUCGGAUUGCCAGAUGGAAAAGCAUGAUUCAUCACUCCAGAGAACGCGUCUCCACUGCUCUAGAGUCCAGUGGCGACGUGCUUUACACCACUGCAUCUGACGCUUUGCCUUGGACUUUGUGAUGUAUGGCUUAGAGGCAGCUGCUCGGCUAUGGAAACCCAUUCCAUGAAGCUCUCUGCGUACUGUACGUGGGCUAAUUGGAAGUCACAUGAAGUUUGGAGCUCUGUAGCAACUGACUGUGCAGAGAGUCGGCGACCUCUUUGCACUAUGCCCUUCAGCAUCAGCUGACCCCUCUCUGUCAGUUUAUGUGGCCUACCCAUACUUGCCAACCCUCCCGAUUUUCCCGGGAGACUUACGAAUUUAAGUGCCCCUCCCGAAAAUCUCCCGGGGCAACCAUUCUCCCGGAUUUGCCCCGAUUUCCACCCGGACAACAAUGCAACGGGCAAGUAUGGGCCUACCACUUCGUGGCUGAGUUGCUGUUGUGUCCAAACUCUUCCAUGUUUUUAUUAUAAAGCCGACAGCUGACUUUGGAAUAUUUACGAGUGAGGAAAUUUCACGACUGGAUUUGUUGUACAGGUUGUAUCCUAUGACAGUUGCACACUGGAAAUCACUGAGCUCCUGAGCGCGGCCCAAUCUUUCACAAAUGUUUGUAGAAACAGUCUCCAUGCCAAAGUGCUUGAUUUUAUACACCUGUGGCCAGGCCAAGUGAUUAGGACACCUGAUUCUGAUAAUUUGGAUGGGUGGCCAAAUACUUUUGGCAAUAUAGUGUAUUUUUCAAGCACAUUCAACAAUACCGCGAUAAGAGUGAUACCAGUGAUAUAAAUGAUAAAUGAUAAAUGGGUUGUACUUGUAUAGCGCUUUUCUACCUUCAAGGUACUCAAAGCGCUUUGACAGUAUUUCCACAUUCACCCAUUCACACACACAUUCACACACUGAUGGCAGGAGCUGCCAUGCAAGGCGCUAACCAGCAGCCAUCAGGAGCAAGGGUGAAGGGUCUUGCCCAAGGACACAACGGACGUGACUAGGAUGGUAGAAGGUGAGGAUUGAACCCCAGUAACCAGCAACCCUCCGAUUGCUGGCACGGCCACUCUACCAACUUCGCCACGCCGCCCCAUAUGAAAUGAUAUGAAAUGUUCACAUUGUUACAUCCCUACAAUAUAAACAUUUGCUUUUGUACAAAUACAGUACAGAUUGAAUUAAGUACACCAAAUACAAAAAAUAAUUAGAUUGAUUGAUUAGAUAUGAUCAAAUAUCUACAAAUACCGUGGUAAUUGCAGUAACAUGUGCUUAACUGUUAACAUUGAUAAUCUAAUAUUGGGACAACCUGAAACAAAAUCAUAUAUUGCCUGUCCUUCAUCUACUACGAUGAUAUUCUUGCAAUUCUUCAGGAAAGCUGAAGUAUAAAAACACAAGUGGGAAUGUGCUUAUGUGUCUAUAAAUACUGUAUAUUAUAAAUAAUUUUAGACAUGUCAAAUGUUGGAUAUAUUGAAGAUUUAUUUACUGCGAAGGUCUUAAUAGAAAAAGGUGAAAAUAGUUUGACUCGCUCAAAAGUCAUACAUAUGCUCUACUACUGAAACUAAUCAUUUAUAACUUCAUUAUUUCACGUUUUCCAAUGUGUAUGUUUCUGACUUAUUGUUGAGUUUAACUUGAGACAUGUUUAAAUGCUGCUUUCAAAUACAGAAAGAAAACUCUUACAGAUAUUUCAACUUAAAGGUAUAGCAUAAGUGUGACGAUAAACAAUAAUAAUAAUAUCACUCAUUUAUGUUGCAAUGGAAGAAGCCUUGUGUGGAGCCAUUCUGUACACUACAAACCAAGCGCUGGAAAUGUAUUUUUUGGAAAAUAAUUUUCACCUUUUAUUAUUAUGACAUCAAAUUGUCUUUUCUUUCACAAAAUAAAGUCUUGUGAACAUAUUUUGUAAGCAUUUCAA
Molecule: messenger RNA, 9773 nt
Organism: Entelurus aequoreus (snake pipefish)
Lineage: Eukaryota; Metazoa; Chordata; Actinopteri; Syngnathiformes; Syngnathidae
Exons: 10
Coding region: 138-6527 (2129 amino acids)
Source: RefSeq, a predicted model, not a curated record